AUGGCUCGUUAUGAGCUAAGAAAAUGGGUUCCAAGACUGGCAACAAUUGCUCUUCUCAUCUCUCAACAUUAUGUUUUUCACAAUGGUGAGGUCAACUUGAGCCCGUUGCCCACCAAGUCCCCAUCAUAUGAGCCUCCAUCCACUAGGCCACCCCCGAGUGCAGCUUCUUGCCCAAGGGAUGCCCUAAAGCUGGGGGUAUGUGCCAACUUGUUGAAAGACUUGGUUCACGUUGUUGUGGGUACCACACCAAAGACCCCUUGCUGCCCUCUCGUCGGGGAUGUUGCUGAUCUGAAGCUUCUGUUUGCCUUUGCACUGCCUUUAAAGCCAUUGUGUGGGGAAUUAACCUCAAUGUUUCACUCUCCUUGA
Molecule: messenger RNA, 366 nt
Organism: Hibiscus syriacus
Lineage: Eukaryota; Viridiplantae; Streptophyta; Magnoliopsida; Malvales; Malvaceae
Product: 14 kDa proline-rich protein DC2.15-like
Exons: 2
Coding region: 1-366 (121 amino acids)
Source: RefSeq, a predicted model, not a curated record